Molecule: messenger RNA, 1194 nt
Organism: Ochotona princeps (American pika)
Lineage: Eukaryota; Metazoa; Chordata; Mammalia; Lagomorpha; Ochotonidae
Gene: CXHXorf38
Product: chromosome X CXorf38 homolog
Exons: 7
Coding region: 25-1023 (332 amino acids)
Source: RefSeq, a predicted model, not a curated record
CACGCCUCUGAGCCUAAAGGGGCCAUGGUGUUGUCGGAGUUGGCUGCCCGCUUGAACUGUACAGAGUACAAGAACUGGGUGAAGGCUGGUCACUGCUUGCUGCUUUUGCGCAGCUGCCUGCAGGGCUUCGUCGGCCAGGAAGUGCUCUCCUUCCACCGCAGCCUGCUCGCCGCAACUCCUAGCCUGGGCCCCCGCGCCACCUGUCGCGGCGGCUCGCGUUGCAGCCCGCGCGCCCGCCAGUUUCAGCCUCAGUGUGAGGUGUGCGCAGAGUGGAAACGGCAGAUUUUGAAACAUCACGUCAACCGGAAUGGAGACGUGCACUGGGGAAACUGCCGACCAGGCCUCUGGCCUGUCGACGCCUGGGAGGUGGCCAAGGCCUUCAUGCCCCGAGGACUGACAGGCAAGAAAGGACCCGAGGAAUGUGACGCAGUUGCGCUUUUAAGCCUCAUCAACUCCUGUGAUCACUUUGUGGUUGAUCGAAAAAGAGUCACAGAGGUGAUUAGGUGUCGUAAUGAAAUCAUGCACUCCUCAGACAUGAAAGUAUCCUCCCCAUGGCUUCAAGACUUUCAGGUGAAGAUCCAGAAUUUUCUGAGUGAAUUCAAGACUAUCCCAGAGAUUGUGGCGGCAAACUCCAGAAUCGAACAGCUGUUGCUUUCCGACUGGGCAGUUUACCUCCCCGAGGGAGAUCAGCUAGAUGGCUGUGAAUGUGCCGAGGGAACUUAUAUGAGCAUUAGCCAAGUGAAUGAAAUUGAAAUGGAAUUGCUAAAGGAGAAGCUUCAGGAGCUGUACAUGCAAGCGGAAGAACCUGACGUGUCACCUCAAGAGAUCUCGGAUCGACUGGCAGCAAUGGAGGAAUUUCUGAGAAACAAUGAGGAUCUUAGAAAUGGUCUCACGGAAGACAUGCAGAAGCUAGACAGCCUCCACCUACAGCACCAAAAACCAGAGGCAGAGGAGCCUGGGGAGGAACCGCCUGCAAAUGCAGCCGAAGGUUGCCCUCCAGCAAAAAUCAGGCGCGUUCCGUGAGAAUCGGCGUGGCUUCUGUCUCCGAGUCCGGGACCCGAACACAAAGGAACUCCUGGGAUUUUUCUUCCCCAUGGACUUUCCUUUGAUUCUUUGAGAAAAGUUUUUUUUUUUUCUUCACUAUGUAUAUCCAGAAACUUGGGGUUAUAUAAUCUAUACCACUCAAAAAUAAGA